AUCCCAAAUCCCAAUAAACGUGACUCAGAGGUCAGAGCUCCUUCACAAGACGAUGGCCCUCUAAGACGCGACGCGUGCUGCUGCCAAAACAGAGAGGUACGACACCGUUAGAAGGUUGCCGGAGAGAAGAGACCGCUGCUAAAUCAGCAGCUAGCAAUGACGUUACUGCUCGUAAUUACGAAUGACGUGGAGAGGAAUGCGUCGAGAGGGCUGUUACUGCUCCGUGGUCACACGGCCACCGCAAGAACGCCGCCGCUGCCAGACCUUCCGGAGGAGUUGAUCAUGGAAAUCUUGGUGAGGCUUCCGGCAAGGACGCUUGUUUCCCUAAGGAGCGUCUGCACUUCAUGGAGAAACCUAAUUUCAUCCCCCGACUUCAUCCGCAACCACCUUCGUCGUUCAUGCUUACGCGAUCCAAGCCUGACUCUGCUACGAAUUGCUUGUUACAACAGUUCGCCUUUCAGAUGCAGUGGUGUCGGAUACGACAGUAUUGGAGUUCUCUCCGUACGGUCAAUAAUAGACAAACCUUCUAGACCUACUAAAGUCGAUUACUUCAGUGGACAACACUACUACAGAAUCGUUGGUUCUUGCCAUGGAUUGUUGUGCUUUUUUGAUGAGCAUGACUACCAGAAUACGCAUGGCAUCUUGUGGAACCCCUGUACCGGAUUCACAUUCCAAUCACCGCAAAUCAGCGGUCAAGCCUUCUCUUCUGGCUUUGGUUAUGAUCAUCUCAGUGACAGCUACAAGCUUUUUGGAAUUAUAAGGAAGAAAGGGCCAUCUGGUGUUGAAUAUAGUACUAGAAUUUAUACAUUUGGAUCAACUUCAUCGUGGAGAAGAAUUGAUGAUAGCCCAUUUGGCCUAUUUGGUAUCCCACCUAACCACUUUUGUAUGCCAGAGAAUGGGGUAUUUUUUGGUAGUAGUAGAGCAUGCACUAUUAAUUGGAUUGUUAAUCAUCAUGUGGUUCUUUAUUUUGACUUGGGUAAAGAGACUUAUGCUCAUUUUACCCUGCCUGAUACGGAUUCAAGUGAUUAUCUCUUGAUACAAUGCAAAAAGUUAUGUGUUUUGAGAAACUGCCUUUCUGUUUGUUAUGGGUAUUUAAGAACACAACACUCGAUUGUGUGGCAGAUGAAAGAAUAUGGAGAUGCUCAAUCUUGGACUAAAUUGGCAAUGAUUUCCGUCCACGACCUUGUACCUCUCUAUAUCUCGGAAACUGAUGUGCUUUUGGCCGUUUUUCAAUCUUGCAGAAUAGUUUUGUGUUACUUGAAUGAUGGCAGCGUACGCAUUCCUGUGAUUGAUUAUGGCGUGGAGAACAAUCCUUAUCUUUCUCAAAGUGUAGGUUCUUGGAUGGCUUAUAUCUACCAUGAAAGCUUAGUUUCACCAAAUGGUCUUCAAAGCAACUCAUCCAAAAUGCUGCUGCGUUUCAUCAAACCCAAACCGAAUCCUAUUGUCUCUUGAUGAAGCCUUUCUCGAAUUACCAACUUUGUUAUUGAUGUUAUCAAAAUUAUUUAUCUAAGUACUGUGUUUAUGUUUCAAAUAGAAUUUAACACAGACCCCAUCUAUCUGUGCCAACUUGCGUUGGUAAUGAUUAGGCAUACAUAUCAUACCGUAGGUUAAACUUAGUAUAAAGUGGCACCUUGGUGAUUCUUCAUAAAAAAUUCAAAGUACCUUCAUUGUACUACUUGUGGUGAUCGUUAAAGUAAUUUAUUUAUUGUCAGAAAUAUUUGUUGCUAAGAACAUAAUAGCAAAGCAGUAGAAUGAUAUAUGGCAUGUUCCCCAUCACUAGUGAAUGCAAUAGCUAUCCUUUGGUGUG
Messenger RNA from Arachis ipaensis, 1807 nucleotides. RefSeq names its product F-box/kelch-repeat protein At3g23880-like. The record is from RefSeq and is a predicted model, not a curated record. Lineage: Eukaryota; Viridiplantae; Streptophyta; Magnoliopsida; Fabales; Fabaceae. Gene Ontology annotation, molecular function: protein binding.